Chaetomium globosum CBS 148.51 is the source of this 2451-nucleotide messenger RNA. RefSeq lists its product as uncharacterized. The record is from RefSeq and is a predicted model, not a curated record. The transcript is spliced from 5 exons. Gene Ontology annotation, molecular function: protein binding. Bases 1 to 2451 code for a protein of 816 amino acids. NCBI's taxonomy places the organism in Eukaryota, Fungi, Ascomycota, Sordariomycetes, Sordariales, Chaetomiaceae.
AUGUCCGCGCUGCGGGAACACAAUCACAGGACCAGCCUCCUGGCUCCUCGCCGCUGCGUCGAGGAUGAUGCCUCAUGGCUCUCGAACUCGUCUUCCGGACGGUCAAUGGCCGGCUUGGGAGCCCAUUGCGUCAGUGUGAGUCGACUUGCCAUCCUUUACGGAUGGAAUCGUGCGCAACUCACCGCCACAAAAACCCCGCCACGAGUCUCGAAAGACCAGUGCAAUACGGGCUGCGAGAGGCUGAUCGGCGCCUGCAAGAUGACCGAGCCACUCCUGUCGCCUCACGGUCUGGUAAGUUCCUCGGCCCAACCCGACCCUGUCAAGGACUUCUGCCGCCGGUUCGGGCAUCAGACAGCUGUGAUCGAUAGAAAGUUAUACAUCGAUGGCGGAUUUGUGAACUAUAACCCGCUGUCACAAUACCCGACCAACUACUCGAAUACCGGGCUGCUGUACCAUGACCUCGAUACGCCGGGCGCCGGGCGCAUGCCCCAGCUCUAUGCCAACCUCAUCAAAAACACUACCAUCCCGGACGUCAAUGGCGGCACCCUAUGGGCCGACGACGUAAACAAGAGGUUCUACCUCUUCGCCGGCGAAUACCACCAGCAACCGCCCUCGUCGCAGUUUACGUUAUGGUCAUACGACACCAUCUACAACCGUUGGGAAUCCUUUGGGUCGCCGGACGAGCACGACAUCGCUGCCGUCUCCUACGGCGCGGGUGUCUCGAUAUCCGAAACAGGCGAGGGCUACUACUACGGCGGAUGGAAAUCGAACAACACCAUACCGGGUUGGGACGGCCCGCCAAAGGCCAUGACCGGUUUGGUGAAAUACAGCAUGGACUCGAACACUUGGUCCACCGACCCAGGGCCGGACUCGAUUGGGAGGGCAGAGGGAUCGAUGGUGUUCAUCCCGAUCGGGGAUGGGGGGAUGUUGGUGUACUUUGGUGGCGUCCAAGACCCAUCCGGAAACGGCACCUGGGUCGGCCAGCCGAUGGAAACGAUAUUUCUCUACGACGUGCUCAGCUCGAAGUGGUACAGCCAGGAGGCUACCGGACAGGUACCGCCGAUGCGGAGGCGCUUCUGUGCCGGAGCGACCUGGGCUCCGGAUCAGUCGAGCUACAACAUUUACCUCUACGGUGGCGUAGGUAUGCCCCCUGACACAGGAGGCUUCGACGAUAUCUACACCCUUUCGAUCCCCUCAUUCGAGUGGGUCAAGAUGUUUCCAACCGACGGGAACCUAACGGGCGAAUACCGGCACCAUUCCCUUAGCUGCAACGUCAUCGACAACGCCCAGAUGAUUGUCAUCGGCGGAACCUUCCCAACCAGCGACCGCUGCGACGUCCAGGAACAAUACGGCCUCCACAACAUGGACCUGGGCCAGCAAAACAAAGACGACGCCAUCUGGUACAUCUUCGACGCCAACCUCACCAACUACGCCGUCCCGGCCCCCAUCAUCAGCGCCAUCGGCGGCUCGGCCGAAGGAGGCGCAACCAAGACCGCGCCCGCCGAAGGCUUCGACAACCCCGACCUGCGCGUCCUCAUGACCCGCAAAGCCAGCAUCGCCGCCCGGACACCCACGCGCGCCAUCCCCACCGCCACCGGCGCCCCAGACGACGAGUCAAGCUCACUCUCCACCGGCGCCCUAGCCGGCAUCGUCGUCGGCGCCGUCGUCGCCUUCGCAGCCCUCCUCGCGGCCGUCAUCUUCCUCAUCCGCCGCCGCCGCAGCCACCAACAUAACAACCCCUCACACAACGGCAACCACCAGCCCCCGACAAAAUACCUCUCCACCACCGCCAGCUCCCAGGGCUGGAGCCACCAGCAAAGCCCCACCUCCUACUCCCCCACCGGCUCCUACCCACACAGCCCUUUCCUCAACCAGCACCACCAGCACGGCCACGGAUACCACCCCCCGGCCGAACUCCCCGUCUCGCCGUCGGGCGCGCUCGGGCCAGGUGGCCUGGCCUAUGAGCUGGUGGAUUCACCACCGUCCCACCUCGUACCGAGCUCGAGCGGCGGCGCCGGUGGCGGUAGCACGCCCACGGAGACCAUGUACGGCGCGGCCGGCGGCGGAGGGCAGGCGGGAAGCAGCAGCGGUGCGGACGCGCCGCAUACUAAGGUUGAUGCUGAGGGUCGGCUGUGGGUGCAGGUGUCGUCGCCUGCGUCGUCGUCGCAUUUGCCGUUGCCGCAUGGUGGUGGUGGUGGUGGUGGUGGUGGUGGGAGUGGUGGUUAUAGUCCGGUGGUGGAGCUGGGGGACCGCCAGUACCAGUACUCGCCGGCCACGCCGGGCUCGGCGUACCAGUAUCAGCCGCAUGGGCAGGGGGUGCAGCAGCAGGGAGUGUGGAGGCCGCCGCCGCAGGAGUUGAGUAGCGAGCCGAGGCGGGAUGACGGUUGGGGGGUUGGGGAGGAGAGUCCGGGUGGUGGGGAGAGGAAACACCUUACCUUUUAUCACCCUUGA